GUCUGAAGCUGUCGCUUGUCGCCUGUCGCCGGUUCGGCAGUGUCGUGAUAGUUUUCUUAGCUCGAGCCAACGCGACGACACAUUUAACCUGUAACUCUUUACUCUUCAUUCGCCCAGUAGCUUUGUAGAUUGGCAUAAAAAUGAGGGCUGUACGAACGACGUGUAUCCUGAUCGCACUCGCUUGCUUCGUCCAUGUGUUUGAAAUCGCAUCUGGUGCAUCACUCCGUAAUAGCCCUGAGCCGACUGUAUCUCCGACGACUUCACCCAAAGGCACUACUGCACUACCGAAGUCCACUACUAUUACCACUCAUCCACCACCAACACCAGCGCCAACACCAGCGCCAACACCAGCACCAACACCAGCACCAACACCAGCACCAACACCAAAUCCAAAUAACACUACUCCUGUACCACCAACUCCAACACCACCCACUGAACCUACUACUCAUCCAACAAGUUCAACAACUCCAUCGACUACAUCACCCACACCACCUACUCCACCUAAAACCACCACUGCUAUACCACCAACAACGACACCCUGCCCACCCGACGAUCGUCACUUCGAUGGACUCAGUUUCAUGGGUGGCAUAAUCCUGACUGGUGGUCUGGGCGCGAUUGGCUUUAUAUUGUGGAAAUUCUACAAAGCGCGCACAGAACGCAAUUAUCACACACUCUGAAGCUACGUCAUAAAUUUGUGAAAUUACACUAUGAUCCUCAGUUAUUAGAACUAAAUACUAUUGAUAAUUAUUUUAGUUAUUAUAAUAUUGUGUAUUUUUUAUAUCGUCAUUAUAGUAUUUAGUAAGUACCGAAAGAUUGAAGUGCUCUUAGUACACUGACGUGCUGUUAUAUGAGAUUGUUUCUCUCAAGUCAGACUAUUAAAAUGAGUGUAUUAUAAGAUUGUGUGUGUGUACAGACAAACUAAAGAAACAAGAUCCUAAUGUAAAGUGUGCCAUGGUUAUCUGAAUACAUGGAAAAGGA
Molecule: messenger RNA, 978 nt
Organism: Diprion similis
Lineage: Eukaryota; Metazoa; Arthropoda; Insecta; Hymenoptera; Diprionidae
Product: glycoprotein gp100
Exons: 3
Coding region: 141-677 (178 amino acids)
Cellular component (GO): cytoplasmic vesicle
Source: RefSeq, a predicted model, not a curated record